AUGGCUAACGCAUGCAAGGCUCAGGAUGUAGUAAGAUGCUGCAUGUGUUGUAACGGCGGAAAAUUCCGUUGUCAUUCCUGUUCCUCCAUUCUUUGUGAGACCUGUGUAGGAAAACAUAUGUCGAGUAAAGUGAACACGACUCAUGACGUGUCAUCUCUAUCCUCCGGUUCCUCUCGGCCAGAAUAUCCAAACUGCCCUGUUCAUGAAAAUCAACAAUGUGAGAUGUUCUGUAAAACUUGCUGUUCAUCAGCCUGCAGUAAGUGCAUAACAUCCGGGGAACACAGGUCACAUGAUGUAAAGGAUUUUGCAGAAUGCUUAAGAGAAAGAAAAUCUAGAAUUGAAAAAGCAGGACAUGAAGUUAAAGACUCUUUAAUUCCAAUUUUUGAGAAAAUGAAAGAUCAGGUUGAGGAACAGCUUAAGAUCCUUCCAGCAGAAUUUGACAGUAUUGAAGAGAAUAUAUACAAAAAUAGGGACAAGUGGCAAAGAUUUCUUGAUAAUGUUGUCGAAGCUUCUCUCAAUGAUGCAAGAAAAAUGAAACUUUGCAUUCAGAAAGAUCUGGUGAGCAAACAAGAUCAUCUCCAAAACGCUAUUAAACGUCUGGACGAAUUCCUUCAGAGCUUGUCAUAUUUGCUAUACAUAUUUAGCUGA
Saccostrea cuccullata (small rock oyster) is the source of this 648-nucleotide messenger RNA. Its product is annotated as transcription intermediary factor 1-beta-like. The record is from RefSeq and is a predicted model, not a curated record. NCBI's taxonomy places the organism in Eukaryota, Metazoa, Mollusca, Bivalvia, Ostreida, Ostreidae. Gene Ontology annotation, molecular function: zinc ion binding. Bases 1 to 648 code for a protein of 215 amino acids. The transcript has a single exon.